Molecule: messenger RNA, 816 nt
Organism: Miscanthus lutarioriparius
Lineage: Eukaryota; Viridiplantae; Streptophyta; Magnoliopsida; Poales; Poaceae
Source: the annotation of a GenBank genome assembly
AUGCCACAGCAAGCCGAGGAUGGAAGCUCCAGGAACAGCUCAUCUGAAGCCAUUGCAUUGGAAAGCCAUGCUAGCAACCCCAAGUGUGGCACUGCUGAUCUUAUAUCCAAACUCCCAUCAAGAGAGGGGUGGUCGGAGCUGAUUGUGCUCUACAAGAACUACUGGCUCCAUCCCUACUUCGUGGAGAGCGUACUGCGCCUCCAAAAUAGCUUCAAACCUCGCCACGAUGACAUCAUCCUCACUAGCAACCCCAAGUGCGGCACCACAUGGCUGAAGGCCCUCGCCUUCGCAGUCACCAACCGCUUCCAGUAUGAUUUUGACAACCACCCUCUUCUCUUCCGCCAUCCCCAGGAGGUUCAUAGACGACAUAGUGUUGAUUUGAAAACAGCUUUCAACAUGUUCUCCGAAGGUUUCUCUGGCUAUGGGCCUUUUUGGGAUCAUUGUCUUGAGUACUGGAGAGAGAGCAUUGCGAUGCCCGAUAGGGUACUCUUCUUAAAGUAUGAAGAAAUGCUGUCAGAUCCUGUGAAAUAUGUCAUGAAGAUCGCAGCAUUCAUUGGUGUCCCAUUUUGUACCAAGGAAGAAGAGGACGGGGUACCUGAGGAAAUGGUUAGGUUGUGCAACUUUGAGAAGCUUAGUAGCCUGUAUAUCAACAAAACAGGAGAGUACUUUAGACACGGCAACAUGGUUAUUGAGAAUUCAGCAUACUUUAGGAAAGGAAAGGUAGGUGAUUGGCAGAAUCACAUGAGCGAAGAGAUGGGGAGGAAGUUAGAUCGCAUUGUGAAAGAAAAACUUAAAGGAUCUGCUUUUUGUAGAUGA